CACCCUCCAAAUCUGUGUAUCUUACCCGGUGUUGUUUGAGUUCCAUCAUGAAUUUGCUUUCCGUGGUUGUUCUGGUCUGCUGCCUGUUCGCCGCAGUGCUGUCGGCGCCGGCUGAAUUUUACACCUCCCAAUUUGACAACAUCGACAUCGAGAGCAUCUUAAACAACGAAAAACUCCUGGAUAACUACUUCAAGUGCCUCAUGGACGAAGGACCCUGCACCCUGGAGGGACGGACACUAAAAAGUUUGGUACCAGAUGCGUUGAACACCUCUUGCGCCAAAUGCACGGACAAGCAGAAACAGAUUGCCCGAAGAGUAAUAACAUUCUACUUGGACAAGUACCCUGCCAAUUCCGCCAGAAUCAUCAAGAAGUACGAUCCAGAGAACAAGUUCAAGGAUGGAAUCGAAAAGGCACUCCUAGGAUCCCGCUGAUCAAGUGCUGAGAAAAGAGGAUUUCAAUUCCCAUUUUAGCAGCAAAAAAAGUUACCAUAUCCCUUCUCACUAAUUUAUGACUAUU
This is a messenger RNA of Bemisia tabaci, 516 nucleotides long. Its product is annotated as ejaculatory bulb-specific protein 3. NCBI's taxonomy places the organism in Eukaryota, Metazoa, Arthropoda, Insecta, Hemiptera, Aleyrodidae. The record is from RefSeq and is a predicted model, not a curated record.